AUGCAUUACAGUACUACUCUCAUGAGAGAUGAUGCUUCCAAUCAGAUUGUUCUGACUGAAAUUCAAUCUUCAACUACACUAACUGCUGCCACUACAGCUUCAACUACACCAACUGGUGCCACUACAGCAUCAACUACACUAACUGGUGCCACUACAGCUUCAACUACACAAUCUGGUGCCACUGCAGCUUCAACUACACAAAAUAAUUCCACUACAGCUUCAACUAUAAAUGCUAAUGUCACCUCAGCUUCAAUUCCAAAUGCUAAUGCCACCACAGCUCCAACUACAAAUGCUAAUGUCACCACAGCUUCAAUUCCAAAUGCUAAUGCCACCACAGCUCCAACUACAAAUGCUAAUGUCACCACAGUUUCAAGUACACAAGCCAAUGCUACCACGGUUUCAACUACACAAGCCCUAACCACCAAAGCUACUACUUCCGGAUCAUCAACUCAAGCAUUCUCUAUGUUCACUGCUCUCAUACAAACAUUAACCAUGAUUGUGAUCAGAAAACACAUAAUAGCAUAAAAAGAAAUGUAUUGCUAUCUGUUAAUAUAUUUUAAAAGUUUCAGUUUAUCAAAAGCUGUUUUAAUGAAUCUAAAAAAAAAUAUUGAUUGAAUUUUACAAAAAGUAAAAGAUAAUUUAUUUUAUAUAUAAAUAUUUUACAGGAGUGCGAAUGUCAAACUUUCUCCCAUGAAGUACAUGUAAAUUAUAUAUAGCAUUGGAUAAAUGUACAACAAAUCUAUGCUUUAAAAGACAUUGCACAUACAGCUAUCCAUUCUAUCAACUGCUGAAUGAUACAUUCCUUAGUGGAUUUGUAGCACAUUUUUAAAAUAAAUUCUGAUAGUCAUAUUUAUACAGCAGAACCUAUAACACAACGCAAUUAUCUAUUACAGUGUGAAUUGUCUGGAAUUCAAAGUGAACAGAAAGUUAAUUCAAAAUUUUAGGCACAAAUAGCCAACUAGGAAAAAAGUUCAAGUCAGCUGUAUUUUUAGCUAUGCGAUUAUUAAAUAUAGUUUGAAAUAUACUUUGAAUUCAGUUUCAAUUCCUGGCAGUUCACACUUGAGUGAAUAAUCUUACUGUGCCAUGUGCUGUGUCAAUAAUUUAAUUCCAUGAUUACACAAAUCUUAUUCCUGAUCACAUUUUGAUGUAACAAAUAACACAAUUAUGGUUAUAAUAGAAAAAUGUAAUGAAAAUUUAAAAAGAAACACAGACUAAUAAAGGCAGCAGUCACUGAUAGAAAACACCUCAAUGAUUAUGAUGCACACAAUCUAGAAGGACUAAGCUCUCAUAUACACAGGAAAAGUACACAUUGUAGUCGUGCACCCUUGUAGUCCGACCAUGUUUAUUGUAAUGAC
Pelobates fuscus (common spadefoot toad) is the source of this 1355-nucleotide messenger RNA. Its product is annotated as mucin-22-like. The record is from RefSeq and is a predicted model, not a curated record. Bases 1 to 525 code for a protein of 174 amino acids. NCBI's taxonomy places the organism in Eukaryota, Metazoa, Chordata, Amphibia, Anura, Pelobatidae. The transcript has 14 exons.